Molecule: messenger RNA, 895 nt
Organism: Porites evermanni
Lineage: Eukaryota; Metazoa; Cnidaria; Anthozoa; Scleractinia; Poritidae
Source: the annotation of a GenBank genome assembly
AUGGUUAAUUUUCAUGAGCUUCAAGAGCUUUUUCUCCUAAGUCACGCUCAUGGCAUUUUGGAUGACGAAGAGCUGCUGAUUUUGUACGAGGAGUAUUGGCCAAAAAAUCCCGACUUUUGCUAUGAGAAUUACGAAAGGUUUUCUCUUGAUGAUAUGAACGAUGCAGAGUGCUUGGCCGAGUUCAGGUUCAGAAAACACGAUCUUCCACUUCUCGCCGAGGUCCUUCAAAUACCAGACAGUUUUACUUGUUCCCAAAGAACCGUAACAAGUGGAAUGGAAGGACUUUGUGUUCUUCUUAGAAGGUUAUCUUAUCCCUGCAGAUUCAGUGAUAUUAUUCCACGAUUCGGCAGACCAGUACCAGUCCUUAGUAUGGUCAGCAAUCAAGUACUUGACUAUAUAUAUGACAUUCACGGCCACAGAAUCACUCAGUGGAAUCGCCAAAUUCUCUCUCAGCCCUUGCUGCAACUGUAUAGCGACACUAUUGCUGCCCAUGGUUCUGCCCUAGACAACUGUUUUGGCUUUGUUGAUGGGACUGUUCGUCCAAUUUGCAAACCUGGAGAACAUCAAAGAGUGGUCUAUAACGGGCACAAAAGAGUACAUGCUCUGAAAUUUCAGUGUGUUGCCCUUCCCAAUGGUCUGAUAGGUCAUUUAUAUGGACCAGAAGGUAUGAAAUUGUUACCCUUGAUUUCUUCUGCUUUGAUGAUUAGUGUUAAUUUUUUUUUUCUAAUUUUCAGAAGGAAGAAGACACAAUGCAGGCAUGCUGGCAGAUUCAAGACUCCUUAAUGACCUCCAAGCAUUUUCAAAUUCCCCUUUUGGAAAUCCAUACUGCAUUUAUGGUGAUCCGGCAUACCCUUUAAGAAUACACCUUCACCCCCUUUUAGGAAUAGAGUCUUAA